Molecule: messenger RNA, 1289 nt
Organism: Arabidopsis arenosa
Lineage: Eukaryota; Viridiplantae; Streptophyta; Magnoliopsida; Brassicales; Brassicaceae
Source: the annotation of a GenBank genome assembly
GAUUUAACCGGUUUGAAGGAAACGUGCCACGUGGUUUUGAUGAAAUUUUCUCCGACGGUGUAAAUAGAUUUGUUGGGUUAUAACAUUACGUGUCGAAUUUUAAUUGGAUGACUUGCGUGGCCGUAUUAUUAGUCACAUCGCCGCAGCUCAUAACAAUCGACGAGCGCCUAAUCGUCUACAUCGCCGUCGCUUGUUACCGUCCGGUGCUCGCUUCACAAUCUCAGUUUUUCUUUGCCGGUAUGAAGAUGAGAAUCACGCAGAUCUUGUUAUGUCUGGUAAUAGUUGCAUUGUCCUCAAGCUCCCAUGUCUGGUCGGAUCAGAUCUUCCCAGCUCAUCUAGUUGGAACAUUCAGCAGAAACAAUCGUGAACCAAAGUACAAGAUUGAGUUUCUCCCUGAAGAUUCACCUUUUCACCCGGGUGAUAAUCUGGAAUCUAUGGUUAUGUUGGAUAAGCAUGGGAAUCGAUUUUUAUGUUACUUACCGAAAGAGGAAAAAGCAACGAGUGGAUGGACUUCUAGUCAGCAAAAUAUUAGUACUGUGAUGAUGGAAACACAGAAACAGGUGAAGCUAAAGACUCCUGAUGAAUUGCUUCAACCACUUAGUGAAAAAUGUCUUCUUAGGCAAGAAGGUUGGUGGUCUUAUGAGUUUUGUCAUCAGAAGUUUGUACGGCAGCUACACGUUGAGGAUGAAAACAAGAUUGUACAAGAGUUUUUCUUAGGUACGUUUGACCCAGAGGCAACUGCGGCGUUUAAUCAAACUGUAUCUGAUAUUUCGACUGAUGCUUCUCAGAGGUAUCACUCUCAUGUAUACACCAAUGGGACCACCUGUGAUCUUACAGGAUCACCUCGAGAAGUCGAGGUGAGAUUUGUAUGUGCAGAAACCAGGGCAAUGAUCACUUCGAUCACUGAGCUAUCCACUUGCAAGUACGCACUGACUGUUCAGUGCCCAACCUUGUGCAAGCAUCCGCUGUUCCAGCUAGAGAAACCAGUGUCACACACGAUCCACUGCAAUGCGAUCCCAGUGGAACAAGACGCAACAAGAAACAAUGAAGAACAAAUAGUAGGCGAAUCACCUAAGAUGAUAGCUGAUUCUUGAAAACCGCCUAAGUGAAUCACAAGAGUUAGAGUUAAACAGUGACUGUAUAUAUAAAUACUAGCAUCUCCAUUUUCGGUGUUGCCUGCUGUAGUGAUCAUGGUUUCAAUUGGGAUUGCUUGCCGGUAGGAUGAUGAUACUCUCUCUGUAAUCUUCUGCAUACUUAAAGCAGCAUUUCAAUAGAAGACACUGAUAAAA